This is a messenger RNA of Phyllopteryx taeniolatus (common seadragon), 2873 nucleotides long. RefSeq names its product glutamate-rich protein 6. The record is from RefSeq and is a predicted model, not a curated record. The coding region runs from base 784 to 2235 and encodes 483 amino acids. The transcript has 13 exons. Lineage: Eukaryota; Metazoa; Chordata; Actinopteri; Syngnathiformes; Syngnathidae.
UUUAUCCAAACAACUAUUUAUAUUUAAAAAAAGAAACACACACACACAUUAUGAAUGGAGCCUGCAUGAGGGGUUUCGAUUACUGUCAAACUCCGAAGCACAAUUCCCGAAUCGGUCACGUGGUACAGCCGGGCAGCGAGACUUCCGACGUCAUCACUUUCGGGUCCGCCCCUUAAAUGACGCAAGCCUCGAUACGCGCUUUGCGGAAACGCCCCCUCCAUUACGCGACACACGCCUCGCAGACUCGGCAUAUCUCGCAACAUCACUAAUAAGAAGGAACCAACCCCAAGGUUAGGAUUGCGACGUGGGUUUUUUUUUUUGGACCAUUUUGACAUCAUACUCGCGUUUCAAUAGCCUUUUAUUUUGACGACGACUGCGUUUGUUUGUACGGCUCUACACCACAGUCCCUACUCCCAAAAUGCUUGUCCUUCAUUACGGUUUCAACUUUAUUCGACUACAAAUGGAAACAAACUACUUGAGAGAUACUGUAGUGUCCCUUUGUAGUCUACGCAAGGGGAAAGAAAUGUCCAAAAGUUGCAUUAUUCAGAUAAGAAUAUUAAUUUCCGUAAAUAAUUCUUCCAUUGGCGCCAUCUGCUGGAUAAACCGUGUAUGACACGAUGCAUCUGAACUGAAACUGUCCCCCAAAGGAAUUGCUGACGUUUUCAAGGUUCCAGCCACAAAAUGUGCAUCGAGGCCUCUCUCCGUGACAACAGACCAAAGUUCUUCUGCUGCUUAAACGUUCCAGAGCAGCCAUCACAUGGCAUGCUUGGAUAGAAGCUUUGCAUGACAAGCGACUGCAGUCUGCCGAGGAAGAAGAACAAACAGAAAAAGAUGAGGUCCAGCUUUUCCAAAAAUGCAGUUGCAAAGUUGGAACAUGAUAUCUGCGAGCUCCUCCGUGACCUGAACAACUAUGCUUUCUGUGACACGCCCACCCACUGCAUUCGAGCGGGAGUCCUGAGCUACCACCGCGAGUCUGACAACCCUCGACUUGCCAUCACAGCCGCCCAUUUAGAGGCUCCAUUCGAGUAUCCAGGAAAGUGUGAAUACUGCCACCGGAACGCCCGGCCUGUGCUGGAUGUGAGAUGGGAAGACGAGCUGGAGGCGGUGCCGGGCUUCUGCUGUGCCCAGCGCAAGAUGCUUUGCAUGGCCCUGGUGAGGAAAAGGCCUUCGGUAGAGGCCGAACUGGAAGAGGAGAGCGUGAGGCCCAAAGACAAGCCCUCCGACUUGGCAGAGGCGCUGCUCAGCGGCAGAGAGAAGAAAAACACAAAAAAUUUUACAGACCUCUCACGUGGACUAAUGGAGCUAGCAGACUUGAAGAGAGACGACGACGCCUCCCAAAAGGCAGAACCGACCCAGGAGACAAAGAUCCUCAGCUUCCGGCUCGCUGGUUCCGCGGAAGAGGGAGGUUGGACGCUCAAGAAUGUGCCCGAGAACGUUGUGCAACUCAAAACGGAGGAGGCCAGAGAGUCCAUUUGUGACCACAAGCCACCUCUGUUUGGCAUAUGUCAUUUUAAGGAUGGGGAAUUUCAACAGAAGUUUUACAUGGAUGGCAAACCCUUUCUCAACAUGUUCCCAGAUGGCUCUGCUCAGCUCUUUUAUCCGGGAGAACUCUUGGCUCUAGUGUUUGUUAUCACCAAAGACAAGGAAAAGGUUUGCAUCGUGUAUGACAACAACCACGUGACGCCCCACGGAGCCAUCAGAGCCAUCUUCCAGUCUAAUGGCAAGGCAACGUGUUACCACAGCAACGGAAACAUAUGGUUGAGUCUAAACAGAGCUGGCGGUCAGUGUUUGGAUGAGAUGGGCGCCAGGAUCCGUCGCUGGAGCUGGAAAACGCUUCCUCCCCCUCACCUGCCUCCUCUCUUCCUGUCCCUCAAUAAGAACGUUGGGGUGCGGGUCCUGGGGAAGGAUCAAAUUUUUGUCUCCUUCCUGGCUAAUGGUCAACAGGCACGGUGUAGUGUGGGUAGCUGCAGCGCUCAGUGUAAAUGCACAAGACAGAUGCCUACAAGCGGACCAUCGCUGCUGAAGGACGAGCUGUUUGUGCUGGCCGCCCGAGUGAAGAUCCACCUGUGUAUCCAGCAUCUCAACUGGAGUCUUCUGACACCACUGCACCAGAAGAGCACGCCGCCCCCGAGCAUCCGCGUCUUCGGCAAAAAACUCCUGGAAAUCAGCACCAACGUCCUGAUGAGCCAGCACGAACGAGCCUUCAUCAGGGGCUGCCUUCAGGACUGUCUCUAAUAGAAGAAGACCCCCGCUGCUUCAUAGUUACAAUAGGUUUUUAAUUCAUCAUAUCAACUCAUUCCAAGUUAUGCAAAUAUAAAAAUUACUCAGAAAUCAUAGCAAAAACGUAGUCUCUCAGUGUUAGUUGGACAACAGCAUGACAAGUUUUUUUGUUUGUUUUUUUAACAGGGCUUAGCUACUUUGACAAUAACCUUUUAGUAAUUCUACAGGGUGUUCAGAAGGUCACUGCAUUUACCCAUUAUUAAGACAUGUUUCAAUAUAGACAACGGGAGGUACAUAAUCUAUUCAGUCUCAUAACUGUGUGCACAUUGCACGUAAACUAUAAAGACAAGGUGGAUCCACAGUUUGUGUCCACUUAUUCCUGCAAUGUAGGCAAUAUGGGGAAUUAGCACUGAAGUGCAGGGAUCCCUGACUUCAGCCCUGGAUUAGCAGACAGCACUCUUGUCUGGAACGGCUACCGUCUGGAUAAUGUAUUUAAGUUGACAAAGCCAUUUACAAGCUUGAAUAUAUCCACUUUGAAUUUUGACUUGUUUCAAUAUAGAAUAUAGGAGGUACAUGUUUUCUAUAUUAAAACAUGUUUGUUAAUAAAAAUAAGUGCACAGUGACUUUCCAAACACCUUGUACAUUUGGCUCAG